Molecule: messenger RNA, 729 nt
Organism: Homarus americanus (American lobster)
Lineage: Eukaryota; Metazoa; Arthropoda; Malacostraca; Decapoda; Nephropidae
Exons: 5
Coding region: 114-500 (128 amino acids)
Source: RefSeq, a predicted model, not a curated record
GAAGCCACCUGUUGAAGUUGAUUAGCGUGCUGAAGUGGCGUCAGUACAGCAGCGGUAGCAGUCGUCUUCACACCUAUCCGAGAGCUGGGUCAAGACUUCGCACCUAGAGCACAAUGAGGCUGUUGUUUCUCCCGGUGGCCUUGGUGGUCGUGAGCUUGUGCGUGGGAGAUCCAAAAUGUAACCCAAAAUGCGAACUCGUGAAGUGUGGCUACCCUGAAGACUGCGAGUAUGGGGCAGUGAUUCCUGAGUGCCGCUGUUGUCCAGUCUGUGCUGAGAAUCCCUAUUUGCCUCUACAGCAGGUCCAACAACAAGCAGGUGAGGCGAGGACAGCGAGGAGGAAGCGGAGGUCAGGCGUUGUGGGCACCGCUACCAGGAAGGCCAAGGUCCACUCAUACAAAAGAACCGGUGGCUUGUCAAAAGAAUUUCUGGAAAAAGUCAGGCUGUAUUUGCUGCAAAAGAAGGCAGCCGAGGCCGCCAAAGCAGCAACUAAGAACCAGUAGAACACCACAAGUUUCCGAAGUGAAGAACUCUGGUAUGAAGACCUGCAGUACUGUGUUCCCGUGGAGAUACCAGAAGGUGUUGAGGGGUGCUGAGGAUCUACACCAACAGUUAGAGGAUAAACAGGGCAAAGCUAUUGUUAUCAAGAACUUUUUAGUGAAUUUUGGCGUGCAUAAGAAAUCAAUAUCAAGGAGAAUAAAGUUUAAGUCUAGACACUUACGAGAAAACUAA